Meyerozyma guilliermondii ATCC 6260 is the source of this 1299-nucleotide messenger RNA. RefSeq names its product Aft2p (gene AFT2). Bases 1 to 1299 code for a protein of 432 amino acids. Gene Ontology annotation, molecular function: DNA-binding transcription factor activity, RNA polymerase II-specific. The transcript has a single exon. Lineage: Eukaryota; Fungi; Ascomycota; Pichiomycetes; Serinales; Debaryomycetaceae. The record is from RefSeq and is a predicted model, not a curated record.
AUGCCACUUCAUCAGAGCUCCCUUUCUGAGUUGUGUCUUCGAAAUCGCAAGUUUGCUACAAAAGACAAAAUCAAACCAUGGCUUCAAAAAAUACUCCAAGCCCGCAAGGGUAUAAAUAUCGUGAUUGAAAGGUCAGAUUCCAACAAAAUCAUCUUUCGCUGUAAGCCUGUUUCCAAGCGUGAUCUGGAGGGCAAAGCAGUAAGACAAAGCACAUGUCCAUUUAGGGUUCGUGCCAACUAUUCUAGUCGUAAUCGAAGCUGGUCUUUGGUUGUUAUUAACGAAUGGCACGAUCACGAAUUAGAACCACAUGGGCUUGUUCCUGUGCUUUCUCCAUCCAUGGAAAUCUUCGAAGGGUCAGAACCUAAGAAAGAAGCAAUUCUUUCUUCACGCACUUCCACUCCCAAGGCCAGACAAAAGGAUUCCCACUUUAAGGUAUUCAAUUCUUUGACAUCAGAUCCUGAAAGCAAACUGCUGAAUUACAUUCUCAAUCUUCUCACAAACGAGGUUAAUUCACUAAUCAAAGAAACUGUGUUGGAUAAUAGAGCACUCAGUGAUAAUGAUAAAAGCAGCAUACUUCGUGGUUUUUCGAGCCAGUUCCUUAAUGAUUACAAGAAUGUCAUGUCACCUCCAUCUAAACCGUCUGGCUUGAAUAGCUGGUUGUCAACUCCUAACACUAGCCAUACUACCCUUAACCCCAAUCCAAGUGCCAACCUUAUUCCUCUUACGCCAUUAUUGAACGAAUCUGACCAGGAUUAUACAGAUACCGAGUCGGCAACGGCAAACACACACCCUCAAGCUGCUCUCGAAAGCUUUACUCAUCUACCAGGACUCAACUUGAAUCUCAAUUCUAAUACGAUUCAGCUUCUGCUGCUGAUCCAAAACCAAGCCCAACAACUUCCUUCUUUCAAUUCCAUUCAAAAUCAGCUACCCUUCAGUCCAACAUUGGGGAGCUACAAUGGCAAUGGCUCAUCUACAACACUCAAUCCUUCUCAUUUGCACAACACAACGAAGUCCAGCUCCAAUGUCAUUUUUGGGCUAAAUGAGUUCAAGCUCAACGGACCUAGCACCUCACCCGCCGCAAAUGUCUCCACCGAUACAUUUGCAUCGUCGUUUCCUCAAACCUCAAAUGUUAUGAACAAUCAGUCUGCUCUUUCAAUUCCUGGCUUGUCAUCCCCGAGCAAUAAUGUCAUCCAUAAUAAUCCUUCCACGUCCCAGUUAAUGUAUCGUGAUCCUCUUGCAAGCUUUGCCCAUUCAAGCCAUCAACAUCACGGACUUGCAAAUAUUUCUGAUGGGUGGUAG